AUGCGUCCUUGUCACGAUGCCUAUGCUAUAGUCCCUGGUUGGGAUUGGGAGCCCAACCUUCACAACGACAAGUUGUGUUUCAUACAUCCAGUAUGUCUGGGAUUUCUGUGUGGACAUAAUGACAUAACCCCCGAGCAAUUAUGGGACUCUUUCUAUGUCGAUGAGUCUCGCUAUGACUGGCGCGAAGAUCGUCCGAUAGGUCUCGUCCACUCUAUUUGGUACUUCGAAAUGGAAGAUAGAACUGGUGAUACCUUUCUAUAUGACUUUCUUGGUAUAGCCAGAAUCGAGAGGUCGGAAUGGUUGUUAGCAAGGCCGACAUAUCUGCCUGUACCGAAAAGCCUCCGGAUCCCUCCUAUCAAGCCCUCGUCCUCACGAUCAUUAUGCAAGGUGUUUGAGAUUCCCGAGUUACUCGACAAUAUCUUGGAUCAUGUAGUUGAUGUGCCCGUCAACGUUAUUGAAUCCGAACUCAGAGCAAAUCACUGGAUAUGGGAAGCCCCGUCAGCAACCAUCGCGGCGAAGACCCUGCUGUCUCUAACCCAAGUCAAUCGUUCAUUCUACCAUGCAAUAGUGAGAAAUCGACAAGACCUAUUUUUUGAAGCAGCACGAAACUUUGGAUGGAUGCUUCCUUUCACGCAAGCUGACUGGGCCGACAGCGAGUGGCCGGAUACAGUUACAGACACAUUUUUCACGAAGGGUCCCAGUAUCGACUGGCGUGCUUACAUGAUGAACUGUCUUCGCAAUGCGACUCCAAAUAUUCACAAUCGCUGGAGGUUUCACAAGAUGGCAGUAGAGUUCGGCAGAGGCGGACGUCGGCAUUUUUUCGACAAAGAUAACAAAUGCCUUUGGAAUGCAGGGGGCGUAGCGUUCAAACCUGAUUUGAAAAGGUCGAAGCCAAAAGGCUGGGAAGUUGGUGUACGUUGGUGGUGA
Messenger RNA from Fusarium graminearum PH-1, 927 nucleotides. RefSeq lists its product as uncharacterized. Bases 1 to 927 code for a protein of 308 amino acids. The transcript is spliced from 2 exons. Lineage: Eukaryota; Fungi; Ascomycota; Sordariomycetes; Hypocreales; Nectriaceae. The record is from RefSeq and is a predicted model, not a curated record.